AUGGGUGCCUAUCUGAAUAGACCAGUUGUCGACAAGGAGAAGGAGGAGGGUUCCGGUGAUGGGUUCAGCUAUGCCUGCACGACAAUGCAAGGUUGGAGAGCCAACCAGGAGGACGCCCACAACUGUGUCGUCGAUCUUCACACCGGCUGGCACAUGUUCGCUGUCUACGAUGGUCAUGGUGGAACCGAAGUCUCGAAAUUCACCUCCGCAAAACUGCCAGACUUUCUAAAAGAGCGAAAAUUCUGGGAGGCGGACGAUAUUGGAAGCUGUCUUCAAACGGCGUUCGUCGAUUUCGACGACUUCAUUCGUGCGGAAGAUUCGAUGAAAGAGCUGAAAGAGUUGUCCGGCGAUGGAGAAGCACCGAAGAGAACGCCAGGAGAAGAUGGCGAGGACGAAGCCGAUCGCAUUGAUACUAUAGAGGAAGCCUCAAUUCCAAUUGCUGAGCUGCUUAAAAAAUACGGUGGUGCUGGAUUGGGAAAAUCGCUGCUUUCCGCGUUCUUGGCGAAAGGAGAUGCUGAAAUCGGUUCUGAUUCAGACGAAGAUGAGGAGGAGCAAGAGGAUGAGGAUGAAGAAGAAGAGGAAGCAGACGAUUCGCAAGAAGAUGAUGGAGAAGUGAAGAAGGAAGACAAGGAAGCUGGAGAAUCACAGAAGGAUGAGGAGAAGGCAGAAGAGACUCAGAAAGAAGGAGAGAAAAAGGAAACUCCAAAGAAGAAGGUCCAAAAGAGAUGCAGCAAGUCCCCAAUUCAAUCCGAAGCUAAGAAGUCAAAGUCUGAUGACGCUGCUGAUUCCUCGGCUGAAACUGCUGCGCCAUCUUCGUCGAGUGGUCCCGCAGCAGAUGUCGCUACCGAAGAAGACGACGAAUCUGACCAAGAGUUCGUUGCCGAUGAGGAAGAAGUGGAAGAUGAGGAAUCCGAUGAGGACAUGGAGGAGGGUGAUAUCGGACCGCUUAUGCUUGGAGGAGGUGGCGAGGUUCCAGGAGAGGACUCGGGAACCACUGCGUGCGUCGUUCUUGUUGGAAACAAGAAGGUUAUCGUUGCGAACGCUGGAGAUUCUCGCGCGAUUCUUUGUCGUGCUGGAAAGGCGAUCGAUCUUUCGGUUGAUCACAAACCAGAGGAUGAGGUUGAGACUGCUAGAAUCCACGCCGCUGGAGGAGCUAUCGAGGAUGGGCGUGUCAACGGGGGACUCAAUUUGUCGCGUGCUCUUGGAGACCAUGCUUACAAGAAGAACCACAAAAUGGAGCUCAAGGAUCAAAUGAUCACUGCUUUCCCAGAUAUCAAAAUCGAAGAUCUCACCGCCGACGACGAGUUCCUCGUCGUCGCUUGUGAUGGAAUCUGGAACUCCAUGGAAUCUCAACAAGUCGUCGACUUCGUCCGUGAUCUUAUCGCCAAAGGAAAGACUUGUGCCGAGAUCUGCGAUGCUCUAUGUGACCACUGCUUGGCCGACUCGACCGAGGGAGAUGGAACCGGAUGUGACAAUAUGACUGUUAUCUGUACCAUUUUCAAACACUAG
Caenorhabditis remanei is the source of this 1509-nucleotide messenger RNA. RefSeq lists its product as uncharacterized. The transcript has 4 exons. Gene Ontology annotation, biological process: protein dephosphorylation. The record is from RefSeq and is a predicted model, not a curated record. The coding region runs from base 1 to 1509 and encodes 502 amino acids. Lineage: Eukaryota; Metazoa; Nematoda; Chromadorea; Rhabditida; Rhabditidae. Gene Ontology annotation, molecular function: protein serine/threonine phosphatase activity; cation binding.